Suillus fuscotomentosus is the source of this 195-nucleotide messenger RNA. RefSeq lists its product as uncharacterized. The record is from RefSeq and is a predicted model, not a curated record. The transcript is spliced from 2 exons. The coding region runs from base 1 to 195 and encodes 64 amino acids. Lineage: Eukaryota; Fungi; Basidiomycota; Agaricomycetes; Boletales; Suillaceae.
AUGAAGCUUUCUCUUGUCCUCAGCGCACUCGCAUAUAUCGUGGUUCUUGCCACAGCGCUCCCUAUGCAAGCAGCCAUCGCGAAACGUGCCUGUAAACGCGCAGACCUUCUACCAAACGUGGAGAAACGCGAGGAUUUUGACCCCGAACCCUACCAAAAUGAUUACAACGAAAGCACGUACGGGCCCUGUGGCUAG